AUGACGAUCUUUCUGGGGGAAUUGACUGUCUCUUCUUUCCAGCUGCAGUCACAUAUUUCAGUGUCGGGUGGUCUGUCCGUCUCUUCUCUCCCCAGCUUCCUGCCCGCUCCCACUCAGCUCUCCCAGGACCAACUGGAGGCUGAGGAGAAGAUCAGAGCCCACAAGUCUCAGCAGACGGCUUUGGUGGCAUCACGAAGAGAACCGCCCCCUUAUGGGCAUCGGAAAGGCUGGGUGCCCCGAUCUGUGGAGGAUUUUGGAGAUGGAGGGGCGUUCCCGGAGAUCCAUGUGGCGCAGUACCCCCUGGACAUGGGCAGAAAGAAGCGGAUGUCCAAUGCCCUGGCUGUACAAGUGGAUGCAGAGGGGAAAAUCAAAUAUGAUGCCAUUGCACGGCAGGGGCAGUCAAAAGAAAAAGUUAUAUACAGUAAAUACACAGACCUGGUACCUAAGGAAGUGAUGGAUGAAGAUGACUCAGAGCUGCAGAGACCCGACGAAGAGGCAGUCCGAGAGCUGACAGAGAAGACCCGCCAAGCCCUGGAUAAAGCUGUGUCCCAAAAGAUAGCCUCAGCCAUGCCAGUCCGAGCAGCAGACAAGCUGGCACCUGCACAGUACAUCAGGUACACACCAUCCCAGCAAGGUGUGGCAUUUAAUUCAGGCGCCAAGCAGAGGGUCAUUCGUAUGGUGGAGAUGCAGAAAGACCCUAUGGAGCCACCACGUUUCAAAAUAAACAAGAAGAUCCCUCGUGGCCCCCCAUCUCCUCCUGCUCCUGUGAUGCACUCCCCCAGCAGGAAGAUGACCGUCAAGGAGCAGCAAGAAUGGAGAAUCCCUCCGUGCAUUUCUAACUGGAAAAACGCCAAGGGUUACACCAUCCCACUGGACAAGCGUUUGGCUGCCGAUGGCAGGGGCCUCCAGACUGUCCACAUUAAUGAGAACUUUGCUAAACUGGCUGAAGCUUUAUAUAUCGCUGACAGAAAGGCUAGGGAAGCCGUGGAGAUGAGAGCCCAAGUGGAAAGGAAGAUGGCACAGAAGGAGAAGGAGAAAAAGGAGGAGAAGUUGAGAGAACUGGCUCAGAUUGCCAGAGAACGCCGAGCUGGAAUAAAGUCCCAUGCAGAGAAAGAGGAUGGAGAAGCCAGAGAGAGGGAUGAAAUCAGAGAUACCAGGCGAAAGGAGCGACAGCAUGAGCGCAACCUGUCCAGGGCAGCCCCUGACAAGAGGUCCAAGCUGCAGAGGAAUGAGGAGAGAGACAUCAGUGAACAGAUUGCUCUUGGAGUACCCAGCCAGCGACCAUCAGCAGAGGUCCAGUACGACCAGCGACUCUUCAACCAAAGCAGGGGUAUGGACAGUGGCUUUGCGGGUGGGGAGGACGAGGUGUACAAUGUAUAUGAUCAGCCGUGGAGAAGUAGCAAGGAAAUGGCACAAACCAUCUACCGGCCUAAGAACCAAGAAGUGGAUUUCGGCCCGGAUGUGGACACGCUGAUGAAAACCAACAGAUUUGUUCCUGAUAAAGAGUUCACCGGCUCAGACCGCAAGCAGCGCCGCGAUGGGCCUGUGCAGUUCGAGGAGGAUCCUUUCGGUUUGGACAAGUUCUUGGAGGAGGCCAAACAGCACGGAGGAUCCAAACGCCCCUCAGACAGUGGCCGUGCCAAAGAGCACGACCACGAGGGCAAAAAGCGCAGAAAGGAGUGA
Molecule: messenger RNA, 1683 nt
Organism: Staurois parvus
Lineage: Eukaryota; Metazoa; Chordata; Amphibia; Anura; Ranidae
Source: the annotation of a GenBank genome assembly